CAGUGAGCUGGUAUUACAAUAAACCAGCCAGCUUCAUGCUGCUGCUGUUUGUUGUGUCUCCAAAGAGGAUGGCUGCUGUGGAGGCCUGUGAUGUUUCACAGAGGAAGGUGUGCGCGCCUCGUGCGCUUGGACCCGGAGGACCUCUGAAGUCUGACAGUUCUCCUAACUGAAAAAUUGGAGUCACCGCUUUUUUUCUUUUUUGGGGCGCAUCUUGGUUUUCAUUAGGGCUGGAUGACUUUUUCUUGACAUGAUCAACACAUGUGCCUGAGUUACUGAUUACAUGUGAUAUAAUUUAGUGAUAAGACUUAAAGCUCAAAGUCCCACUUGCAGCACUGUAAUAGCUCGGAUCAUUCACACUGGGCUGUCACAUCGUUGAUCCAGAGGGUUUGUUGGUGGUAUUUAUUUUUUCUUUCCUCACAAUCUGAGUCCAUAUUGGCAUCAUGAGUGUAGAGUCUAAAAAAACAUGCGAGGGAUGUUGCUCCAAGCUCAAGCUCUUCCUGGUCUCCCUGGCCUUUAUGUAUUUUUCCAAGGCUUUUGGUGGAGGCUACAUGAAGAGCUCCAUCACUCAGAUUGAGAGACGCUUUGACAUCCCCAGCUCUCUGAUUGGGGUCAUAGAUGGCAGCUUUGAAAUGGGAAACUUGUUGGUAAUCGCCUUUGUGAGCUACUUUGGUGCAAAGCUGCAUCGGCCCAGGCUGAUCGGUAUCGGGUGUUUGAUCAUGGCCACUGGAUCCUUUAUUGUAGCACUACCACACUUCUUACAGGGACCGUAUAAAUAUGAGACAAGUAUGUCCCACAACACCCAAGUGAACGGCAGUGAAAACCUCUUACCAUGUUUGUCCAACCACAGCCUGACAGAGAAGGAUGAGACCCCUGAUGUAGCAGCCACUAAGGCUUGUGAAAAGGCAGCUGGCUCGUCCAUGUGGAUCUAUGUUUUCCUGGGAAACAUGCUCCGUGGAAUUGGAGAGACUCCCUCCAUGCCAUUGGGGAUAUCCUAUCUGGAUGACUUUUCUAGACAAGAGAAUACUCCCUUCUAUUUGGCCUGUAUCUAUACAACAGGAAUGUUAGGUCCUAUGGCUGGGUUCAUGCUGGGGUCCUACCUUGCCAAGACCUACGUGGACAUUGGAUUUGUUGAUUUAGACAGCAUCACCAUAACCUACAAGGAUUCUCGCUGGGUGGGAGCCUGGUGGCUUGGCUUCAUUGCCAAUGGCGCACUGAUUCUGCUGGCAAGCAUCCCGUUCUUUUUCCUGCCUAAGUCUUUGCCCAAACAAGGAGAGGAAGAUAGCAGCAACAAAAGUACAGAGUUAACCUCUUGGCCAGAGCAGGAGAAUUUCCUGCCAGAUGAAAACCAAAAUGCAGAAGACAAAGAAAAGAGAGUCACAUUUAAAGAAAUGGUUAAAGAUUUUAUUCCAUCACUGAAAAGACUCUUCAGGAACACCAUCUUCUCAAUGAUAAUCCUCACCAACCUGGUUGCAGUCAAUGCCUUUGUUGGUAUGAUCACCUUCAUACCAAAGUUCAUGGAGCAGAUCUAUGGACAGGCGGCAUCCAGAGCUAAUUUUAUUAUAGGCAUUAUGAACCUCCCCGCAGUCGCUCUGGGAUUCAUUACUGGUGGUUUUGUCUUGAAGCGUUUCAAAUUGGGUGUUGUUGGAGCUGCCAGAGUCUCCAUCGCUGCAUCUCUUGGAUCCUUUUGUAUGCUUUCCCUGCAGGGAUUCUUUCAUUGUGGCAAUGCAGAUGUGGCUGGUUUGACUGUUGCAUAUGAAGGUGUUACUCAAGUAUCCAACAAUCCCUCAAGUUUGUUGGCACCAUGCAAUACUGGCUGCUCCUGCUCAGUGAAGCACUGGGAUCCAGUGUGUGCCUAUAAUGGCAUGACAUAUGCUUCACCCUGCCUGGCUGGAUGUCAGACCUCCACUGGAACAGGAAAAGCAAUGGUGUUUCACAAUUGUACCUGCAUUGGGAUUUCUGUGACUCCUGCUGCAAACAUGUCUGCUGUUCUUGGCCAGUGUCACAGAAGGAGUGAAUGUGACAGUAAAUUUAAAAUCUACAUGGCUUUGUCUGUGUUGGGAGCAUUUAUUUCUGCCUGCGGGGGAACACCAGGAUAUAUUGUAUUGCUGAGGUCAAUUCAACCAGAUCUAAAAUCCUUGGCCUUGGGUAUGCAGACAUUAAUCGUAAGGACUCUAGGUGGGAUCCCUCCCCCAAUUUAUUUUGGAGCACUAAUUGAUCAGGCAUGCCUGAAGUGGGGAACCAAGCAAUGUGGAGGACGUGGAGCAUGUAGACUUUAUAAUGCCAACAUGUUUAGAUUGACCUUCUUAGGAUUGGUUAUUGGACUCUCCAUUCUAGCCAAUAUGUUAUGGGGAGUCCUCUACGUCAAAAUAGUUAAAAAACAGAAGAAGCUAGCACUGAGAGAUCAGGCCAAAGAGAAUGGAGCGGAGGGUAAAAGACUAAGUAAUGGACAUGCUCACAUCAACAUUGUUAAACACAGAGAAGAGACAAACAAUGAAAGCACUAUUUAACAUGUUACAGGCAAUUGUAUAAUGAAAAUGAACCCUUUUGAAUGGCAAUGUAACCAUUAGUGGUAAUGGUACAGGGUAGCGCUGAAUGAUUGGGUGGCAGUAGCCUUCUUUGGCUUUUUUCACUUUUUUAACUUUAACUGCAUUUAUAAUGAAAUUAUUUCGAAAUUCCACCCACCUAGUGGAACAUUUCAGUUGGGAUGUCCUCAAAAUUUGGAAUUCAAGGUCAACAAAUCAUUGCAACACACUCAAGAUGGCUGCUACUUAAUCAAUGUGGUUAUGUCCUACUUUUUAGUUCUGUAACAUGGAUGUAGCAUUAAGUCAGUUUUUCAUAUACUGAUGUUUAGAGUUUAUAAGAUGAUAUUUCAGAUUUUUAUUGUAUAUGAGCAAAAUACCGCUUGUGUUUUUUAUAUGUAUGGUUGCAAUAGUGGCUGUAGUGAAGGUCUAUGAUGUAAGUGUCCACAGAAGGGAAAGGUAAUCACCAAGUUUAACUCUGACUUUGCAGUUGCAAGGUUGAUUGAACACAUUGAAAAUGUACUCCUCUUCAAAGGUUGAAGUGGAUGCAAAGUAAUUUAAGACAAUACAAUUGAAAACCUUAAGAAUUUUAUAGGAUCAGGUCCACAAACCCAAAAUUCAGAGGUAACUCUACUGUAUUUUAGGUGAAGUGAUAUUUAUAAUAUAUUUUUGCACUCAUAUACAGAUUUUAAAAUCUGUAUAUGACUGCAAAACCUCUAAAAGGUGUGACAUUUUUGAAUAACAUAGUUGUUUGCAUUUUCUGUAGAUUACAUGUAGAGUCCAUGUCUGCAUUGCAGAGCUAAGCCUAACUUACUCUCAUAAGAAAUAUUGAAAAAGGUGGGAAUGGGUUUGCACAUGCUGUUUAAAGAUCCUCUCCUCUACUGUACCAGCUGAAUCACAGAUUUC
Molecule: messenger RNA, 3425 nt
Organism: Cyprinodon variegatus (sheepshead minnow)
Lineage: Eukaryota; Metazoa; Chordata; Actinopteri; Cyprinodontiformes; Cyprinodontidae
Product: solute carrier organic anion transporter family member 1C1-like
Exons: 15
Coding region: 441-2507 (688 amino acids)
Biological process (GO): transmembrane transport; sodium-independent organic anion transport
Cellular component (GO): membrane
Molecular function (GO): protein binding
Source: RefSeq, a predicted model, not a curated record